AUGCAUCCAAUGUAUUCAUCAUCUAGUUCGGGGUUGAAAGCGAGCUACAGUCGUCGUGGACAAGAAAGAGGGAUACCUAGAAAAUGUAGAUGUGGUGCAGUGUCUGUAAUCAAGACUUCAGAAACAUUGAAGAAUCCAGGGAGGAUAUUUUAUUGUUGUCCUUAUGGCUCAAAGGAGAAUAGUGGUCAUUUGUUCAAAUGGACUGAUUUAUCUAUGGUGGAAGAGAUGGAAGAGGUUGAGAGUGUUGUUGAGAAGAUACAAGUAGAUGUGGGAAGCUUAGAGAAAGGCUUACAUGAUGUGGAAGCUGAGAUGAAGAGUCUAGCAAUGAAAAGCAAUGGAAGUGAAAUAGAAGGCAUAAAAGCUGUUGCACAAGGAUGUGAGAAGGAGAUUGGAGAACUCAAAGCCAUGAUCGUUUGUUGUGAGAAAGAGAUUCAAGCAUUACGUAGCUUCAAAAAUUUGAUUGUGUGUAUUGUAGUCAUGUUUGUGCUAUAUGCUUUAAUCUUUUAA
Messenger RNA from Camelina sativa (false flax), 507 nucleotides. RefSeq lists its product as uncharacterized. The record is from RefSeq and is a predicted model, not a curated record. NCBI's taxonomy places the organism in Eukaryota, Viridiplantae, Streptophyta, Magnoliopsida, Brassicales, Brassicaceae. Gene Ontology annotation, molecular function: zinc ion binding.